Molecule: messenger RNA, 7661 nt
Organism: Pelobates fuscus (common spadefoot toad)
Lineage: Eukaryota; Metazoa; Chordata; Amphibia; Anura; Pelobatidae
Gene: PTPRB
Product: protein tyrosine phosphatase receptor type B
Exons: 33
Coding region: 671-6700 (2009 amino acids)
Biological process (GO): angiogenesis; peptidyl-tyrosine dephosphorylation involved in inactivation of protein kinase activity
Cellular component (GO): signaling receptor complex
Molecular function (GO): protein tyrosine phosphatase activity; cadherin binding
Source: RefSeq, a predicted model, not a curated record
UUCUGGCGUACAACAGAGGAGACAAGUGGCCGGGCACCGUAUAGGGCAACUCAUCUUUAAAUGUACGCAGGCACUGGUAGCAAGGGUUACUGAAGGUUCAGCAGCCACAGGAAACUGGCGUGGUUGGUCACUGAGUGGUACUGCCAAAAAAAAAGUCAGGCUGGAUCAUUCUUUAACUUCUGAAGGAGGGGAGGCGCUGGCUAGUGCUCUGCCUGGGCUGGAUUCGACUACGGUACCCUUCUUUUUAUUGUUGCUUUAGAAUUAUCCAAGGAAAUUGACUCUUGAUUGCGGAAGUGGAUGGGACAGCCCGAACAGACUUAGACUGGGUCAGAAUGGCAAUGUGGGGACUGCAAGACGUUGCCUUCUCUUCCCUUUUCUUAAAUUAUUCCCCUAAUCUGAUGGUUUUACCCCCACUUUCUUUACCUGCACACCCAUUCAGAAAGAAACUGCAAGGAUCCAGGUGCUAAAUAUUUUUUACUUGCUGUAGAAAAAUCUCCAUGUACUUGCUGCACAUCCUGCCGAAAUUUACCUGGGGGGGAAAAAAAAGUUGAUUUUCAUUAUUGGCAGUACGGAAUUUUCCUUAUUUUUGGAUAACCGGGAGCUCUGCAUGCAAGGGAUUUGCCAUGUAAAUUGUAAUCCCAGAAGGAUUAUUUAAAUAAGGUUGCCCGCAAUGCUGAGAUAUGCGUGUGGAUUGUCGUUGUGGAUUGUGCUGAACCUCGUUAAGGUGAGCACCCAGCACCCUACUCAGGAGACAAAUGCAAACUAUGUGGAACCUGUGAAAUGCUCCAUCAACAUCACUGAAGCAAACGUUUUUGCACAGUCCGUCUUCAUGAAAUGGAGCAGCCCAGGCAAUCCGUGUAACUUUAGCGUGACAUACAGCUCAGGCAACUUUUGGGAAACCUCUUGUGAUCCAGUUCAGAAGACCAAUGAUUCCUUUGAAUGCUUGAAGACUGGGCUCGAGGCAGGGAGUCUGUACGACAUUAGGAUUUUAGCUCUGCAGGAUGGAGAGAUGAAGAAUCUGUCUUUGCAAACAGAUCCCUUACCACCAUCACAAUUUGAAAUUAGAGAGAACACAGUCACGUCAACUAGUUUUCAAGUCUCCUGGACUCCUUCACCAGGCUCCGUAGACCAUUAUAAUGUCCACUUACUUGACAGCAAAAAAGAAAGUGUUCGAACAAUUAAAAUUCAUGGGAAUAUUUCCAGAAAAGAAGCCACGUUUGAUGGUCUGAUACCAGGCACCAGAUAUAGCAUCACUAUCACAGCCUUUUCAGGAAACAAAAGCACACCUACGAUACUAAUUAAUGGAUCCACUGUUCCAAGUCCAGUGAAAAGCAUUGAAGUCUCAAGUAAACCAGACAGUAUCUGGGCAAAGUGGACACCUGGCCCUGGAAACGUAGAACACUACAAGCUGAUGCUAUUGGACCAAGAGAAGCCAGUAGUGGACAUUAUCCUUGAAAAUCAUGUUACCUUGCAUACGAUACAUAGCCUUCUUCCAGGACAUAUCUACAACCUUACUGUAAUCACAGAGGCAGCAAACAGGAGGAGCGGAAAUUCUGUAACUGUGCAAACAGCACCUGAUAAAGUGUCAGACCUAUCUGUACAGAAUGAUGGAAGCUCCAAUACACUGAAGGUUCGAUGGAAAGCGCCACGAGGCAGAGUAGAUUUUUACAACGUCAUAUUAUCUGACCACGGGUUAGUAAAAUAUACCAGGACAGUGCACUCCGGGCCUACAGACGUCACUUUUACUGACCUAACUUCAGGACAUCUUUAUCAGGUCAAUGUUACCACUAUUGCUGGCAAAUUAAGCACAGACAGAAUGACAACUGGUAGAACUGUCCCAGAGAAAGUUUCAGACUUAAAGGCAACGAGUGAUGGUCCUCGAAAACUCAGAAUAAGUUGGCUACCCCCUGCUGGUGACUGGGAGAGAUACCGUGUUGUGUUAUACAAUCAGUCCAUUCCUUUGCUGAACACUACCAUAGAAAAACACCUUAAAGAAUUCGUUAUUCCAGAUACUGGGCUCAUUUCAGGGAGACUGUACGAAGUCGCUGUUGUGGUAGAAAGUGGAGGGUUGAAAAAUGCCGCACGUUGCAAUGGCAGAACAGCUCCUCAGUCUGUGCUGCAUCUCCGAGUGAAGCAUGCCAACGAGUCGUCUCUUAGCAUCAUGUGGGCGCCACCUUUUGCAGAAUGGGAUAGCUAUGUGGUUUCGCUCGCAGACAGAGAUCUUACAAUCAUUAACAAAGUAAUUGCCAAAGAGGCCAAGGAGUUUACUUUCAGCGACCUUGUGCCUGGGAGAACAUAUACUGCCACAGUUACAAGCAUGAGUGGUGAUUUGAGAAGUUCCACUUCUGUUGAAGGAAGAACAGUGCCAGCCCAGGUAACUACCCUUAAUGUGUCAAAUAUGGGGACCAGUACAAAAUUACAAACUGACUGGACAAGAGGCCGAGGCGAUGUGGACUCCUACCAAGUUCUGCUGAUCCACGAGAAUAUUGUCAUUAAAAAUGAGACUGUGUCCAGUAAAACCAAUAGGUACAAUUUCCACUCACUCAAACCAGGAGGACUAUAUUCCGUUGUGGUGACUCCUGUGAGUGGAGGCAUCUCAUCAAGACAGACCAUUGCAGAGGGAAGAACAGUUCCCUCCAGUGUAAGCGGAGUAACAGUCAAUAAUUUUGGGCAAAGCCGUCACCUCAGCAUUUCUUGGCUUCCAGCUGUUGGCGAUGUGGAUAGCUAUUUAGUAACGCUAACUCACGAUGGUAACCUGAUACAAAAAAAAGCAUUUCCCAAAACUACCACUGAAUGUUCCUUCAUCUCUCUCGAUCCCGGGCGACUCUACAAUGUCACAGUCAUCACAAAAAGUGGAGAGUUUGAGAACUACGCUUUCAGUCAAGAAUGGACAGUUCCUUCUGCUGUCGAGGGACUUGCUGUAAGCAAUGCAGCUCGAAGUGACUAUCUCAAGGUGUCCUGGCUGCACGCCACUGGGGACUUUGAUAACUACCAAGUGACCAUUAAAAACAAAAAUAAUUUCAUUGAAACCAAAAUAGUUACCAAAUCUGAAAACGAAUGUGUCUUUACAAACCUUGUGCCAGGAAGACUGUACAGUAUCACCAUUAGCACCAAGAGUGGGAAAUAUGAGACCAGCACCACGGCUAGCGGCAGAACUUUCCCUGAGAUUGUGAAGAAGCUCACGUUAGCUAGCAGAAGUAGUGAAGAACUGCAUGUCACCUGGUCAAGACCUGAUGGGGAUGUGGACCGCUACGAGAUUCAGCUCCUCUUCAAUGACAUGAAGGUUCUCCCACCCAUAACCCUGAGCAACACUGCUGGCGAAUACCGUUUCACCUCUCUUACUCCAGGCCGUCUUUACAAAAUUGUUGUCUUGACAUUUAGUGGAGACGCACAGAAGGCAACAUUUGUGGAAGGGUUGACAGUUCCCAGCGCUGUUAAGAAUAUCCAUAUCAACGCAAACGUGAUGAAAAACUGUUUCAAAGUAACUUGGACCCCAGGAGGAGGUGACGUGGAUUCCUACACUGUGACAGUGUUUCGCCAAAACUACCAGAUUGAAUCACAGACAAUAUCUAAGCAGGUCUAUGAACAUACCUUUUGCAGCUUGGACCCUGGACAGCAGUAUAAAGUGGUGGUACAGACAAACAGCGGGGGUUUACACAAAAACCUAACAGCCUUUGGACGAGCAUUCCCUGUUCCAGUCCCUAAAUUGUCUGUUGGUAGUGCUCACACCAGCCAUUUGUUGGUAGUCACCUGGGAAAGUGCAGAUGGUGUUGCAGACAGAUACGACAUCCUUCUUCUUACCGAUCAGGGGUCCCUUGUAAGCAACAAGUCUGUGCCUGCCACAUCCAAAACCCACAAGUUUGAAGAGUUAGUGCCUGGCAAAAAAUACAAAAUACGCGUCUUUACGGUCAGUGGAGGAUUGUUCAGCACAGCAAAAGAAGCGGAGGGGAGAACAGUCCCUGCUGCUGUAACUGAGCUAAAAAUCACAGGAAAUAGCACCGACAGCCUUUCAUUCUCAUGGAGCAGCUCAGAAGGAGAACUAGACUCCUAUGACAUAUUCCUCUAUAACCCAGACAACACUCUCCAAGACAGGAAGUCUGGGAACCAGGCUCUCCAACAUUGCUCAUUCCAAGGGUUACUGCCAGGUCGGCUGUACAAAAUGGUGAUAGUCACUCACAGCGGGCCACUUACCAACGAGUCCUCGAUCCAUGGAAGGACAGUCCCUGGCAAAGUUGGUCUUCUUCAAGCAUCAAACAAAAACAUACCAGACCGCCUGUGGUUCACAUGGACACCAUCUCUAGGAGAUGUGGACUUCAUUGAGCUGAUUCUCUAUAAUCCCAAUGGAACCCAGAAAGAGAAGAUUCACACAAAUGACUUGACAGAGCAGGAAUUCCAUAGCCUAAUUCCAGGUCGAAAGUACACACUGACUGUGAUAACACACAGUGGCGAUUUAUUUAACACAGCAACUGCUGUGGGAAGAACAGCUCCACAACCACCCAGCUCGGUAUCAUUUGCCGACGUGAAGAACACCUCAGCUUCAAUAACUUGGUUAGGACCUCCAGACUGGACAGAUUAUGAUGACUUUGAACUCCAGUGGACUCCCAAAGACCCACUGGUCGUACUAAACCCUUAUAAUGCUGUCAAGUCCAAGGGACGGAUCAUUACAGGCCUCCAUCCUGGGCGUCUUUAUAAUUUUAGUGUCAGAAGCAUCAGUGGCAACUUAGUUAAGACUUGGAGCGUACCUAUCUUCGAAACUGUGAGAACAAAACCUGACAAAAUUCUUCACUUGCAUUGCCGGCCUCAGAAUUCCACUGCUAUCUCCUGCACAUGGACCCCGCCAGACUCGGACUUUGAUGGUUAUAGUGUUGAGUGCAAAAAGAAUGGCACAAAUGAUAUAGAGUUCUCUAAAAGGAUUGAGAAAGACAAGUCAUUGAUCACAAUAAUGACUCUUGUUCCACACAAAGAAUACAUUGUUUCCAUCAAAGUCCAUUCGGCAGAUAUGACCAGUGAAGAGGUGAAGGCCAGCACCAUCACUAUGAUAGAUCGGCCUCCUAAACCCGCUCUGCAUUUCAGAGUGAACAAAAAAGAUACAUUCAUUAGCAAGUCAUCAAUCCAUUUCAGCUUUAACUGCAGUUGGUUCAGCGACACAUACGGAGCCAUCAAAUACUUCACUGUGAUUGUUUCAGAAGCAGAAGGCAUUGAAGACAAGCACCCAGAGUUAAGUCAUCCUUUGCCAUCUUAUGCUGAUUAUAAAACUAAUACUUCCAUCAAAACAUAUCAGACCAACUACUUUGCAAGCAGGUGUGCUGAAAACCCUGAUAUCAGUAUCCAGAGCUUCAAAAUUAAACUUGGAGGUGAAAUGGACACUUUGGGAGGAAAAUGUGAGCUACAGCAAAAUAAAUUCUGUGAUGGACCCUUGAAGCCUCGGACCUCCUACAGAAUUAGCAUCAGAGCCUUUACCCAGCUGUUUUCUGAAGACAUGCGUGAAUUUUCCGAACCUCUCUUUACGGAUACAUAUUUCUCUCUUCCAAUCACAACAGAAGCAGAACCGUUGGUUGGAGUGGUAGAAGGUAUCAGUGCGGGGUUAUUCCUGGUUGUUAUGCUGAUUGGUGUCACUUCUUUACUUAUCUGUCGACAUAAAUGUCGGAGAGAGAAUAACCAGGAUUCAAUGAAUGCGCAGUUGAGAGGGGAGAGAUCUUCAUCUGUACACCUAACAGUGGGACAUCGAGGAAACAGGAAAACGUCCAGCCCAAUCAAAACAAUCCAGUUUGAAGUGCAUUUCACCAAACUUCAAGCAGAUUCCAAUUAUUUGCUAUCUGAGGAAUACGAGGAUCUUAAAGAUAUUGGCCGAAACCAAUCUUUUGAUACAGCGCUUUUACCGGAGAACAGAGGAAAAAAUCGAUACAACAACAUAUUACCUUACGAUUCCACAAGAGUGAAACUUUCCAAUGUUGAUGACGAUCCAUGUUCAGAUUACAUCAAUGCCAGCUAUACUCCGGGAAAUAGUUUUCGCAGAGAAUAUAUUGCCACACAAGGACCACUUCCUGGAACAAAAGAUGAUUUUUGGAAAAUGGUGUGGGAGCAAAAUGUUCACAAUGUUGUGAUGGUGACUCAAUGUGUCGAAAAGGGAAGGGUAAAAUGUGACCAUUACUGGCCAUUUGACCAAGACUCGCUGUAUUACGGGGACCUCAUUGUGCAAAUGCUCUCAGAGUCUGUGCUGCCUGAAUGGACAAUAAGGGAAUUCAGAAUCUGCACUGAAGAUCAGCUGGACGCAGCCAGAGUGGUCCGUCAUUUCCACUAUACUGUGUGGCCUGACCAUGGGGUGCCGGAGACAACUCAGUCUUUGAUCCAGUUUGUGAGGACCGUCAGAGAUUACAUCAACAGAUCUCCUGGGACUGGACCCACCGCCGUACACUGCAGUGCUGGUGUUGGAAGAACAGGAACGUUUAUUGCAUUAGACAGAAUUCUCCAGCAGAUGGACACCAACGACUCCGUGGACAUUUAUGGAGCAGUGUAUGAUCUACGGCUUCACCGCGUUCACAUGGUUCAGACUGAGUGCCAGUAUCUAUAUUUGCACCAAUGUGUCAGGGAUGUCUUAAGAGCCAGGAAGUUGCGAAAUGAGCAGGACAACCCAUUGUUUCCAAUAUAUGAGAAUGUGAAUCCAGAGUACCACAGAGAUAACAUGUAUUCCCGACACUAAGAAUUUAUUGGAUAUGCUUCAAUCAAGUGCUUCUUUUAUAUCCCAGAGCGGUGGACGGGUGCAAGGCAUGUCGCACGUUCUUACAAAUGUAUUUGUCUGGUUAUUUUGCUAGGUAUAUGUAAUAUAAAUGUACAUUUAUUUCACAGAAUGUAUGUAAAUAUAUUUUAUUUCUAAAUUGUUAACCUUUAUAUUAUUUGAGAAGAGAUUUGUGGUAGAAACCUCUUGAGCGCCCAGGGAUUUGGACAAUGCAUUUCACAACCCUCUGGUAGCAUUAGACAUGUUUGGGAUACUCUAAAACCCCCAGUGCAGGUGAUUGUGAUAAAAAGGCAAAGUGACUGUGAAUUUUGCAGUGGGCCAACGUGAUCAACAAAUUUUCCUGAACACCUUGACAUUGCAUUGACAUAGUGUCCAAUCACAUUCGUAUGGAAGAGCACUUAAUUGUUUGUCAAACCGCAUUUGCCUAAGGAAAUUGUUUUUUAUAUAGUACAAGCAAGAAUAUAUUUUUUCGGUGAGUUAUGAGAGAGUGUACCUUUUAAACAUUCAUACAUUUAAAAUUCAAGUGCAAAUUUGUUUAAGGUCAUAUGGCAGUUUUUUAUCUUGUGACUUGCCUGCUUUUUAAUGAAAUUAUGUGCGUACUGUUUACUAAGCACCACCGUGCUAAUAGCUGUUGCUGUUUUUACAUUGUUUGGAGAUCAGAUCUAAAAUCCUGCAUAAUAUGUUAUGGGUGCAUCACACAUUUAAAAUACAUUGUUGCUGUUUCGUUCUGGUACCCAUAUUGCCUUAGGUGUGCAGCAUCGCCGAACUCCGUUGCAUUCAUUCUACCCUUUUAACGUAAAAGACAACCUUUACUUUCCAGGGUUAUUAUAUUAUAUUUACUUAUCCCCUAUGUGUUCGGGAAGUCUGGAAAAUAGAAUCAGAUAUACAAAUCCACACCAAUGAAUUUACCGCUGUGCUGGGAUGG